AUGGAUGCCAAUUGUGGUUCUUCGUUCCAAGUACUUCUGAUUGUUGUGGUUGUUUCGUGUCAAGUCGUCGACUCAUUAGUAAUCAAGAACUGCCCUGGUAAUGUGUACUCGAAAGAUGGCUAUGCCGAGUGGACGAUGCCUGCAGCAGAGGAUGAUGCUGGACUGGCGUUGAUAGUUGAGUGUAACCAUCCAUCUCUCAAGACACUCUACAAGGAAUAUCAGACUGAAGUCAUCUGUAUUGCUGAAGACUCGGCAGGGGAUACCGCUACAUGCACCUUUAGUGUUUUUAUGGCCGAUGGUGUAGAUUGUGUUGGAAGGAAUGACUCACCUCGGUGUGUUUGCUUGGAGUAUCGGGAUUUCUUCGACCCUUGUUACUGUCAGGACGGCUUCAGCGGAUUAAAUUGCCAAUAUGAAGACGCAGUACAGUGUGGCGUGGCUGACGACCCAGCAUCCUGUCAAUGCAGCGGCAGCAGUUGCGACUGUCUUAGUGGAUUCAAAGGAGAAUUCUGUCAGCUAGAUUUCCAAAAGCCUGGCAUCACUUGCCCUGAAGAUGUUUACACUAACGAGGAGUCUUCAGUGGUAACCUGGCACAAUAACGCUACUGAUAAUGACGGGUCGCCAGUCAUUCAAUGCGACCCCCCAUCUGGGUCACUGUUUGAACGGAACUUCGCACAAAACACAACCAUCAUUGAUGUAGUCUGUACAGCAAGGGACGCGGCUGGCAAUCAAGGGGAGUGUUCAUUCAAAGUCACCAUUGAUCUGGAACCUCCGUUGAUCCCUGGCUGUCCAGGCAACAUCUACACUACCAAUGCCACUCUGGAUUGGCCAUUAGACUUGGGAGUUGAUAACAGUCACCCAAGCCUGGACGUCACCUGUGACCCUGGGCCUGGAUUCACGUUCACAGACCCCGUCACUGAUGUAGUUUGCUCUACAAAAGAUGCUGCAGGAAAUAUGGCUGAGAGGAACUGUACUUUUCAAGUCUUUCUCGCCGAUGGUAUAUCCUGCAGCUCCAUUAUACCUGAGUGUAGCUGUGAUGAUUUGGAUGCUAACUGCACCUGUAUGGUGGGCUAUAGCGGACUGGAUUGUUCAGCCAAAGAUGCCAGUAGUUGUGUGUCGUCUGGUAAUCCAGGACCAGGCUGUAUAUGUGAUGGUGCAGGCUGUAACUGCACAGACGGGUUCAAAGGAACCAGUUGUCAGUUAGACUUCCAAGCUCCAGUUCUGCAUAACUGUCCCUUUGGGAUAGUCUAUUCUCUUGAUCCAGUUGUAACGUACCGACCAAUGUGGACAGACGAUAACAAGGACUCAUCACCAGAAAUGUCUUGCUACCCUGAAGAAGGUUCUGAGUUUCUCAAUCGAAGGACAGAGGUGACUUGUACCACUCAAGAUCUUGCCGGGAAUAAAGUCUCAAGCUGUGGGUUUCCCGUUUACAGAAUGUCAGGGAGUGACUGCCCAGGGGAUGGUGAUAACUGUCUCUGCAGUGGACUGAGGAGAUGCACAUGUGUGUAUGGCUAUCUGGGUCCAUUAUGCCAAGAUUGCCGGACUUGUCAAAACGGGGGAAGUAAUCAAAACGAAGGAUGCGAGUGUGAAUGUCCUGCAUUGCAUGAUGGUGUGGUCUGCUCAGAUUGUUAUGAGGCAACUGCUGACCACUGCUUGAAUGGCGGUACCUUUGUUGCCGAUACUUGCAGCUGUGCAUGUCAAGAUGGUUGGACAGGCAAACACUGUACUUUAAAGCAUGGUGCAAGGUGUGCAAUCUCCUCUGCUGGUUGUUUGUGUGACGGCGAUGGCUGUUCUUGUAACAGUGUCUAUGAAGGACCCAUGUGUGAAAUGUGCAAGCCGUGUCAACAUGAUGGCUGGGAUCAAAAUAUGGAAACGUGUGAAUGCCAUUGUCCUGGGUUCUAUCAACCCCCACUCUGUCAAGAAUGUGACUCCAACUCCACCAUGUGUCUGAAUGAUGAAGUAUUUGACCCUAACUCUUGUAGCUGUAUCUGCAAAGAUGGUUGGACUGGAGCUAAUUGUAGUCAGCCAGUAUCAUCCUUUGCAAGUCAGUGUCCAACAGACAUCAUAAAGUCAUUAGAACGAGGGAGUGAAGUGGUGUCUGUCUCUUGGCUGAAUCCUGUCAUUAAUGACGGCACUGGCACUCCUGCAGCAGUCGUUUGUACCCCAUCAAGUGGCAGCGAGUUUCAUGAAGGUACCACUGAGGUGAUGUGUACAGCGACAGUUGCCUCCAGCGGGCUAACUUCAUCUUGUACCUUUAAUGUCUUAGUAGAUUACACAGAGCCAGUCUUAUCCUGCCCAAGCCCCAUAUCCGUCAACCACCAGCGAUGGCUCCAGACCUCCAAAGUAGCCUGGAAAACCAUCCCAGCGACUGACGACAUUUCAGGAAGCGUCUCUGUAAGCUGUAUACCGCCGAGUGGCAGUGCGUUUGAUCUUGGGGAGACGACGGUGGUAUGCUCUGCAUUCGAUGAUGCCAUGAAUAUGGGGUGGUGCCAGUUCACUGUGGAGGUUAAUCUACGAGACUCCCAUGAGUUUCCAAAAAGUUGUUGGAAGUGUUCUGCUGAUGAGAAUAAAGCCGGGCAGUGCAGUUACAACGAUGAUGAGGAUGACUAUGUUUGUUUCUGUCCAGCUGGUUAUACCAGUGUCAAUGGCUCUUGUGAAGAUAUUGACGAGUGUGCAGAUAUGCAACGAUGUGAUGAUCGAGCGACUUGUACAAACACCGACGGAAGCUUUCGGUGUACAUGUCAUGAAGGAUUGUUCUGGGAUACUGUCACAUGCAGAGAGUACCCUCACACUAUGCAUCCUGACAUACCCAAUCCGACCGGAAACCAGCCGCCACUGGAGAAGAAGUUUGCGAUUGACAUUGCCAUAGCAGAGGAAUCUCUGUAUGGAUGUGACUGGAGUGUGAAUCAGAUGACGGCUAGCUGUCAAAUGCUUCUCAAUACAUUCAAGAUGAAUAUUUGGAAAAACUAUGAGUCAUUUUCAUCGUCGCUUUCAAGAAUUGAUGCUGAUCAGUCUGAUAUGGGGGGAGGCAGCAUUCCCCACACAGUGGUGUAUGACUACAACAAGAUGUCUGAAAGUGGGAGAGCUCUGUCAGCGCAGGAGUUUUAUGAGCAAAUCUUGGCAGCGGAUGUGUCUGCAGGCAGGUUGGGUGCUCUCAGACUAGUUCCUGACUGUGAGAGGUGUAGCCCACCCAAGGAUGUGACCAAUCUGUGCGGGAGCAGCCCACCUACAUGUGGGGAUGGGUACAGCCUACAAGAAGUGAGACCAGACGAUGGCACCUGUUAUUACACCUGUGAAUCCCUUUGUGUGACUGGGUACUGCAAUCUGGGCUCCUGUAUACACAACCCGCCCUAUCCACCCCGGUGCAGAUGUCCAUCGGACACUAGCGGGCCACAGUGUGAGCCAAUCCUAGUCACUGAUAGCGGAGGCGACAAGGACAAGACGGAGAGCACCUUAAAUAUCGCCCUCAUUGUUGGUUGCUCCGUGGGCGGAGGCUUCUCACUCAUAGUGUUCCUCGGUCUGACUUCUCAUUGUCUGAAACGAAAGAAGUCGGAGGGCGUGGUGACACGACAUCAACAAAACAGUCACAUCAACGCAGAGUUUAAAAUGGAGGAGCAAUAGUUGAGAAGAGUGGCUUGGGUUACCAUGGCAGUGACAGCUGAUAAAGUGAGGAUGGAAAUCAUUUUUGCUAGUUGCUGAACAAUAAAAUAAAAAAAAGGAAAGGUUGGUCCUUGCUCUUUGGAUUGGAAGCAUUGCCUCAAAAGGCACUGGACACUAUUGGUAAUUACUAAAAAUAAUUAUUAGCAUAAAACCUUACUUGGUUACGAGU
Asterias rubens (European starfish) is the source of this 3826-nucleotide messenger RNA. RefSeq names its product neurogenic locus notch homolog protein 1-like. The record is from RefSeq and is a predicted model, not a curated record. NCBI's taxonomy places the organism in Eukaryota, Metazoa, Echinodermata, Asteroidea, Forcipulatida, Asteriidae. Bases 1 to 3618 code for a protein of 1205 amino acids. The transcript is spliced from 25 exons. Gene Ontology annotation, molecular function: calcium ion binding.